GGUUGCAUGGCUCCGGGCUUGCGCUGAAGUCAGUGCCAGUCCCCAAGUCUCCAGGCGUCAGGGCUGCAGCCUAACAGGCUCAGCGCGGGCAGCGCGGGGACUGGACGGCUGGACAGACUGGCUGGCUGGCUACCUGGUUGGUUUGCUGAGGUCUGUGUCGCAAUGGCUGCUGGUUUCCAACAGGAGAUCUUGCUGGCUGAGCACAUUUGUGACCCAGGAAAUAGCCGCUAAAUGUCUGGGGUGCAGGCACGAGGCCGGUGUGUGUUCUAAGGUCCGAGCAGCCCAGCCCCGCCCACCAUGGACCCGGACCCGCAGGCGGGCGUGCAGGUGGGCAUGCGCGUGGUGCGCGGUGUGGACUGGAAGUGGGGCCCGCAGGACAACGGUGAAGGCGGAGUGGGCACGGUGGUGGAGCUCGGCCGCCACGGCAGCCCCUCGACUCCCGACCGCACCGUAGUCGUGCAGUGGGACCACGGCACCCGGACCAACUACCGCGCGGGAUACCAGGGCGGGCAUGACCUGCUGCUCUACGACAACGCCCAGAUCGGCAUCCGGCACCCCAACAUCAUCUGUGACUGCUGCAAGAAGCAUGGGCUGCGGGGCAUGCGCUGGAAGUGCCUCGUCUGCUUCGACUUCGACCUGUGCACGCAGUGCUACAUGCAAAACAAGCACGACCUCACGCAUGCCUUCGAGCGCUACGAGACGGCCCACUCGCGCCCGGUCGCACUGAGUCCCCGCGAGGGCCUCUCAAGGGUCCCGUUGAGAGGCAUCUUCCAGGGGGCGAUGGUGGUGCGUGGCCCCGACUGGGAAUGGGGCUCGCAGGAUGGAGGGGAAGGGAAGCCAGGUCGUGUGGUGGACAUUCGCGGCUGGGACGUGGAGACAGGCCGGAGCGUGGCCAGUGUAACGUGGGCCGAUGGCACCACCAAUGUGUACCGCAUGGGCCACAAGGGCAAGGUGGACCUCAGGUGUGUGGGAGAGGCGGCCGGCGGCUUCUACUACAAGGAGCACCUCCCCAUGCUGGGGAAGCCAGCAGAGCUGCAGCGCAGGGUGAGUGCUGAUGGCCAGCCCCUCCAGCCUGGGGACAAGGUGAAGUGUCUGCUAGACACAGACGUCCUGAGAGAGAUGCAGGAAGGCCACGGCGGGUGGAACCCCAGGAUGGCGGAGUUUAUCGGACAGAUGGGCACCGUGCACCACAUCACAGACCGUGGGGACGUGCGUGUGCAGUUCAGCCACGAGACCUGCUGGACCUUCCACCCUAGGGCUCUCACGAAGCACAACGCCUUCUGGGCGGGCGAUGUGGUACGGGUCAUCGACGACCUUGACGUGGUGAAGCGGCUGCAGGCCGGGCAUGGCGAGUGGACAGAUGACAUGGCCCCUGCCCUGGGCCGUGUCGGGAAAGUGGUGAAGCUUUUCGGAGACGGGAACCUGUGUGUGGCGGUCGGUGGUCAGCUGUGGACCUUCAGUCCCUCCUGCCUGGUGGCCUACCGGCCUGAGGAAGACACCAACCUGGACGUGGCUGAGCGCGCCAGGGAAAACAAAAGCUCCCUGAGCGUCACCCUGGACAAGCUUCGAGCCCAGAAGAGUGACCCGGAACACCCAGGGAGGCUGGUGGCCGAAGUGGCCAUGGGCAACGUGGCCCGGGCUCUGGACCUGCUGUGCAGGCACCCAGAGGAGGUGGACACCAAGAACCAAGGCAGAACCGCCCUGCAGGUGGCUGCCUACCUGGGCCAGGUGGAGCUGGUGCGACUGCUGCUGCAGGCUCGGGCCAGCGUGGACCUGCCUGACGAUGAGGGCAACACGGCCCUGCACUAUGCAGCCCUGGGGAACCAGCCUGAGGCUACCCGGCUGCUCCUGAGUGCAGGGUGCCGAGCCGACGUCCUCAACGGCACCCGGAGUGCAGCCCUGCACGUGGCCGUGCAGAGGGGCUUCCUGGAGGUGGUGAGGGUCCUCUGUGAGCGCGGCUGUGAUGUCAACCUGCCAGACGCCCACGGUAACACACCCCUGCACUGUGCCAUCUCCGCCGGCGCCGGUGCCAGUGGCAUUGUGGAGGUUCUCACCGAGGUGCCGGCCAUCGACGUCACUGCCACCAACAGUCAGGGCUUCACCCUGUUGCACCUUGCAGCCCUCAAGGGCCACACGCUAGCUGUCAGGAGGAUUCUAGCUCGGGCACGGCAGCUGGUGGAUGCCAAGAAGGAGGACGGUUUCACGGCGUUGCACCUGGCUGCCCUCAACAAGCACUGGGAGGUGGCGCAGAUCCUCAUCCGGGAGGGCCGCUGUGACGUGAAUGUUCGAAACCGUAAGCUCCAGUCCCCACUCCACCUGGCGGUGCAGCAGGCACACGUAGGGCUGCUGCUGCUGCUACUGGACGCUGGCUGCAGCGUUAAUGCCGAGGACGAGGAUGGGGACACAGCCCUGCACGUGGCCCUGCAGCGUCAUCAGCUGCUGCCCCUGGCGGCUGACGGGGCCGGGGGGGACCCAGGGCCCUUGCAGCUGCUGUCCAGGCUACAGGCCUCGGGCCUCCCCGUUGGCACGGAGCUGACAGUGGGCGUGGCGGUCGCCUGCUACCUGGCGCUGGAGGGCGCAGACGUGAGCUACGCCAAUCACCGCGGCCAGAGCCCACUGGACCUGGCUGCAGAGGGCCGUGUGCUCAAGGCCCUGCAGGGCUGUGCCCAACGCUUCCGGGAGCGGCAGGCAGGCGGGGGCGGAGGCGCGGCCCCGUGCCCCAGGCUGGUGCUCAGCACGCCCAACACCGUGACGAACCUGCACGUGGCGGCGCCGUCCGGGCCCGAGGCCGCGGAGUGCCUGGUGUGCUCGGAGCUGGCUCUGCUGGUACUGUUUUCUCCGUGCCAGCACCGUACGGUGUGCGAGGAGUGCGCGCGCAGGAUGAAGAAAUGCAUCAGGUGCCAGGUGGUCAUCGGCAAGAAGCUGCGCUCAGACGGCACCGAGGUGGCGAGCGCGGCCCCGCCGCCCGGCCCGCCGCGGCAGCUCGUGGAGGAGUUGCAGAGUCGCUACAGGCAGAUGGAGGAGCGCAUCACCUGCCCCAUCUGCAUCGACAGCCACAUCCGCCUCGUGUUCCAGUGCGGCCACGGCGCCUGCGCGCCCUGCGGCGCUGCGCUCAGCGCCUGCCCCAUCUGCCGCCAGCCGGUCCGCGACCGCAUCCAGAUCUUCGUGUAGCCGCGCCCCCGUCGCUCCGGAGCCACGUCCCACCAUCGCCCUCGCGAGCCACCCUCCCCCGCACCGUGUUUUAUAAAAAGAUUCACGGAC
This is a messenger RNA of Rhinolophus ferrumequinum (greater horseshoe bat), 3261 nucleotides long. RefSeq names its product MIB E3 ubiquitin protein ligase 2 (gene MIB2). Gene Ontology annotation, biological process: protein ubiquitination. The record is from RefSeq and is a predicted model, not a curated record. NCBI's taxonomy places the organism in Eukaryota, Metazoa, Chordata, Mammalia, Chiroptera, Rhinolophidae. Bases 298 to 3171 code for a protein of 957 amino acids. Gene Ontology annotation, cellular component: cytoplasm. Gene Ontology annotation, molecular function: zinc ion binding; ubiquitin-protein transferase activity; protein binding. The transcript is spliced from 20 exons.